UUAAAAAAAAGAUUAGAACUGGCAACAAAAUAACAGACACACUAAAUAACUAUUUUGUAGAAAUGACAUUUAAAUCAGUUAACUUAUCUAUUUUUUGAAUAGAAAGUGUUUUUUUUAGUAAUUACUUUCCCUACUAAAUAGAUAUCUACCUAAUUAUCACAUGCAUUUAUUUUCGGGUCAUUACGCUUUUGAAAAAUUUGCUUUGAAUCAGUGUAGGGGACAUAAAUAUUUAUAUUGUCUGCAAUACUUUUAUCGAGCAGUUCGUGCUUCGGUUUCUUAUCGUAAGUUGUGUGAUCCUUUAGCAUCAUUUAACCAAUCAAUGAGAAAAUAAUGAUUACUAUUGUCAUAAUUUUAAUUUUCAUCCUAGUUAGUAUUAACUUUAUAACAAAGUAUUUAAAAAAAUUAAAACAAAACAAAGACUUUUACCAAAACAUUCGUGGUCCUCGUGGUUUACCAAUUUUAGGAAGUGCUUUAGAUUUCAAAACUACAAAAGACGUGCUUCAAAAUUUAAUCAACUACACAAGGGAUUAUGGCGAGGUUGUGACGGCCCAAAUCGGCCCUUUUCACCGAUAUAUUCUAGUGUCGAAUUACGACUUUUUGGAGUGUGUUUUAAGCAGCACAAAAUUGAGUAGCAAGUCGCAUAAUUACAACUUUCUUCGCCCUUGGUUGGGUACCGGUUUGUUGACGAGUGAUGGAGCGAAAUGGAAAACUCACAGACGCAUUUUAACCCCAGCUUUCCAUUUUCAAAUUUUGGAACAAUUCAUCGAAGUUUUCGAAAAGUGCGGAAACACACUUCUUGAAAAAUUGCGAAACGAAGUCGAUAAAGAAACUUGUGAUAUUUAUCCGUAUGUUACAAUGUGCACCCUUGACAUAAUUUGCGAAAGUAUAAUGGGGAUAAGUAUAAAUGCACAGGAAGAUAGCACCUCGGAUUACGUCCAAAGUGUGAAAAAUGUGUGUCGGAUUAUGGUUGAACGAUCCAUUUCUCCUCUUCAGAUGUGCCCUUUUAUGUAUCCGUUGACAAAAAAUUACUGGACCGAAAAAAAAUCGCUAAAAAUCUUGCAUAAACAAACCAAUGAUGUGAUCAAUGCCAGGCGAAAGGAAUUGGAGAGUUCGAAAGAGGUCUCUAGCUAUGAAGAAAAUUUUACGAAAAAGAAAAAACCAUUUUUAGAUUUGUUAUUAGAAACGAAAAUCGAUAACCGGUUGUUGACACAGGAAGAGAUAAGAGAAGAAGUGGACACUUUCAUGUUUGAAGGUCAUGACACCACAGCUUCUGCAGUCAGCUUUACUUUAUUUUGUUUGGCUAACAAUUUAGAAAGUCAGCAAAAAGCGUUUGAGGAACAGCAAGCAAUUUUUGGUAACAUUCAAAAUGUGACUGCUUCAUAUACGGAUUUGCAAAAUAUGAAAUAUCUGGAGCAAGUCAUAAAGGAGGCUUUACGUUUAUACCCAUCCGUUCCAUUUUACGGCAGAGAAAUCACCGAAAAUGUUGAAUAUGGUAAUGGCAAGCUAUUACCAAAAGGAGACAUUUUGUUAAUUUUUGCGUUUGGGAUACAUCGAAACGAGAAAUAUUUUCCAAAUCCGGAAAAGUUUGAUCCUGACAGAUUCCACAAUAUGGAUAAUAAAACGCCCUACGCUUAUAUACCCUUCAGUGCUGGACCAAGAAACUGCAUUGGCCAAAAAUUUGCAAUGCUGGAAAUGAAAAGUACAGUCUCCAAAGUACUCAGACAAUACAAAUUAUUGCCAACGACGCCACAACAUGAGCUGGAACUGGUAGGAGAAACUAUUUUAAAAUCAACUAAUGGAAUUAAAAUACGUGUAACGUUAAGGAAUUAAGGCAAACAAUUCAUUAUAAAUAAUUUUGAUUACUACUCGUAUUGCUUAUCAAAUUGGAAUUAGGAAUAAAAUGGCAUUAUUAUAAUAAUUAUAAUUUUUUAUUAGUGUCAA
This is a messenger RNA of Tribolium castaneum (red flour beetle), 1941 nucleotides long. RefSeq names its product cytochrome P450 4c3. The record is from RefSeq and is a predicted model, not a curated record. The transcript has 8 exons. Gene Ontology annotation, molecular function: heme binding; oxidoreductase activity, acting on paired donors, with incorporation or reduction of molecular oxygen; monooxygenase activity. NCBI's taxonomy places the organism in Eukaryota, Metazoa, Arthropoda, Insecta, Coleoptera, Tenebrionidae. The coding region runs from base 331 to 1830 and encodes 499 amino acids.